Molecule: messenger RNA, 1586 nt
Organism: Panicum virgatum (switchgrass)
Lineage: Eukaryota; Viridiplantae; Streptophyta; Magnoliopsida; Poales; Poaceae
Product: 5'-3' exonuclease-like
Exons: 5
Coding region: 3-1184 (393 amino acids)
Biological process (GO): DNA replication, Okazaki fragment processing
Molecular function (GO): 5'-flap endonuclease activity; DNA binding
Source: RefSeq, a predicted model, not a curated record
CGAUGUCUGGGCUUGUCCAGCAGCCCAUAAAAAUUCUCUCACUAUUUGUUUCGGCCCUUUUAUCCACAACUUCCCCACCACCGCUGCUGCCAGCUGCUACCAAACCGAGCGCAAUGCCCACGUCGCUGACAUUGCCGCUGCCCGCCGUGGGGGCGGUCGCAGCGUCGCCGGUCACCGCCGCAGGGGUAGCGACGCCCCACAGAUCUCGUGCACUCCGCUUCGUCGCGACUCCAGCCGCCACCGCCUCUUCUUCGCCCUCUACUUCCACCUCUGCCGUCUCCAGCGCGCCGCCGUCGGCGAGGCAUUCCCGCAAGGACCUGGCGGGCAGGGACGGCGCCCUGUCGGAGCGCACCAAGCCCCGCGUGUUCUUCCUCGACGUCAACCCGCUCUGCUUCCGCGGAUCCCAGCGCAGCCUCAGCGCCUUCGCGCGCUGGCUCGCGCUCUUCUUCGCGCACGUCAGCCUCCGCGACCCCGUCGUCGCUGUUUUAGACGGGGAAGGGGGGAACGAGUACCGGAGGCGGCUGCUGCCGUCGUACAAGGCUCAUAGAGCUCGCGGCGUCGGCACCGGCGCUGACUCGCGCGUCGUCGAUGUUCUCCGCGAAUGCAAUGUCCCGGUUGUAAGAGUACACGGAUACGAGGCAGAUGAUGUGGUGGCUACCUUGACAGAACAGGUUUUACGGAAAGGUUAUAGAGUUGUCAUAGCAUCACCGGAUAAAGACUUCAAGCAGCUGAUAUCUGAAGAUGUUCAGUUAGUUAUACCCAUUCCUGAGAUUGGGCGAUGGUCUUUCUAUACAUUAAGGCAUUAUGUCGCUCAAUACAAAUGUGAUCCAACUGCAGAUUUAAGCCUUCGGUGCUUCAUGGGUGAUGAAGCCGAUGGUGUUCCAGGAAUCCAGCACUUGGUUCCGGGAUUUGGUAGAAAGACUGCAGUGAAACUACUGCAGAAACAUGGUUCAUUAGAAAACUUGCUAAACACAGCUGCAAUUAGAACUGUUGGCAAGGAUUAUGCUCAGGAUGCCCUUACUAAGCAUGCUGAUUACUUGAGGAAAAAUUAUGAAAUACUUAGCCUAAAAAGGGAUGUAAAUGUUCAGCUUGAUGACAGUUGGUUAUCCACGAGGAACACAUGCAAUGACACCAGUGUUCUAUCUGACUUCAUCCAUAAAUUCAACAUCGAAGGCAGAAGCUAAGGUCUUUCGAAAAAAAGGCAGAAGCUAAAUAGCCAAUAUAAUCGAAUAUCUGGACCAGCUGGAUUCCUCCCUCACAAACCACAUGGUUUAACAAGGAAAGAGGGAUGUGUAAACGUUGAAGGGGGCAGUUCCUGAAAAAUUUGUGUAUACUAUAUCCUUGCUCCAAAGUAGUAGUCAUCACACAUUCUUGCCUCUAAUAUGUGAAUGUGGUAGUCCACCCAGGUUGAAGCCGUGUGCCACAAAGAGGUUUGUAACGACUGUCUUUGUGGUACAUGUUGUCCGGGACAAGCUUGAAGGUAGAUGGAUCUCCUAGAACAAGCUGUAAUGGUGGUACUACUGUGCUCUGAGAUAAGUCAGUACCUUGCCAGAAGAUUCGAUAUUUAGUGUACUUUAUUCUUGGUA